Molecule: messenger RNA, 3076 nt
Organism: Sorghum bicolor (sorghum)
Lineage: Eukaryota; Viridiplantae; Streptophyta; Magnoliopsida; Poales; Poaceae
Exons: 2
Coding region: 230-2899 (889 amino acids)
Source: RefSeq, a predicted model, not a curated record
GUGUCUUGUCGAUCAGCUACUUGAUCGAUACAAAUAGAGAGGGUCGAGGGAGUGUGGAAAUCUGCUGCUGAUCAGUCCCUAUACAUACGACAUGGUACUCAACCAACUUAGGUAGAUACUUAUCCUCCGAUCCUCCAUUAUCAUCAUCAAUUCAUCAUCAUCGACUGCCAGAGAUCAACACAGGAGGCGAUCGAGGUCGCAGGGAGCUUAAUUGUAGCGUGGAUCGGCCAUGGUGUGGCUCGGAAUGAUCCUGGCUAUGAUUUUCGCACAGUUGGUCCAGUGGUGGAGCGAAUGGGGGUUCCGGGUCACUGUCCUCGGGAGCUUAGGGGCAAAUGUGGUCGUCGCCAUCCUGUCCGGGACACGGCGGCGCUUGGCUCCCGGCAAGUUGUGGGGGUUCCUAGGCUUGGCGGCUAAGUCGUCGCUGUGGCUUGCAUACCAGGUCACCGAGGCAGCCACGACGAACGCAAUCGGCAGCCUGUCCCUGUGCGGCUCCGAUGCGUCGGAGGAGGAGAAGCUGGUGGUGGCGUUCUGGGCCCCGUUCCUCCUGCUGCACCUGGGCGGACCAGACAACCUGACCGCCUACGCUCUGGAGGACAACAAGAUCUCCAGCCGCAAAUGGCUUGAGAUGGUCACUCAGAUUGCGGGGGUCAUUUAUACCAUCAACAACAACACACAUCGCGGUGUUCGCAGCUGGACUCUGCUACUGGCGGCGUCCGUCGUCAUGCUCUUCUCCGGCGCCGUCAGGUACGUGGAGAGGGUCAUGGCGCAACGGAAAGCCAACUUGGACAGCAUGCAGGAGGACGCCAGGUCGUCAAGCAGCAGCGAGGACGACUUCAAGAUGCUGAAAUGCAUAAUCAAGAGGAACAAGAGGCUGGGGCGGUCGCUCCGCGACAGAGAAGCGCUGCUCCUUGCUCAGGCUCUCUUCCCCGUCUGGCGCCACGCCCUGGUGGAUUCUUCUGUGAAUCCAGCUUCACCAAGGCAGCAAGCCAGCGAGAUGAUCCUGUCGGUGUCGGAGUCGGAUGAGCGGGAGCGCAAGUGGGACUGGAAGAGCAUGUGCAAGGUGGCAGAGAUGGAGCUCUCCCUCAUCUAUGACUUCCUCUACACCAAGGCGAUCCUGGCACACACCUGCUACUACUACCUCGUCCGCUUGUUGUCGCCCCUCUGCACUGCCGCUGCCGCAUUUCUGUUCUGGCUCUGGCUUCAUCCUGAUGAUCAGCAGCAGCAGCAGCAGCAGCCACAGGUCAGGGGAUCUUUCACCGGGAUCACCUACGGCUUGCUGGCCAUUACCUUCAUCAUGGAUGUGGCAUGGCUGCUGAGAGCUUUCGGGUCGACAUGGGCGUAUGCCUACCUACAGGAGCUGGCACCAGCCUGCCUUCGUGGCCGGGCCGCCGGAAGAAGAUGGUGGUGCAGCCUCCACCACAUCGCCGUCCGCCUGGACCCGUUGCAGCUAUUCUGCCGCCAUCCGAUCAGCCACAGGCGGUGGUCGGGCACCAUCGGCAAGUACAAUUUGCUGCACGAGUGCAGUGCUGCCACCACUAGGCAAUGUCAUCCAGAGUGGUGGCCGGUGUCCAUGACCGGAGACGACAAACCCAAAGAGAUGGGGUAUCUGUCUAAGCUUCCUGCAUGCGUGAAGGAACUGCUGUUCCCGCGAGUGACGGAAAUAUUGCAGCAGGCCAUUGAGGAAAAAAAAGAUGGUGAGGAUAAAAAAAACGACGAGGAAAAGGAGAAGGAGAAGGAGAAGGAGAAGAACAAGGACAGGUACCAAAGGAUGCACAUCAGGAAAGAGUGGGGCCACCAGGCCUUACGCAGUGCACCUGAGCUAGUCAAAACCAAAUUGCCGCUGUCGGAAAUGGACCUACUAUUCGGCGAGGAAUUCGUGGAGGACGUCCUCUUGUGGCACAUCGUCACCUGCAUGGUCCUCCUACUCCCGCACAUCGGAGACGAAGCAAGGAAACAUGCGUGUGCAAUUGAGGUGAUGUCGGAAUACAUGAUGUUCCUGGUUGCUGUCCGUCCACAAAUGCUACCUGGACUUGUCCUCCACAGCCAGUUGGAGGUAACCCGCAACAAAUUGGUUGACAUAUGGGAUGGUGCUGAGCAUGGUAACAAACUACCAGAUAAUGAAAAAUGGAACAUGAAAAACAAAGAAAAGCUUGCCAUGAUCCUGCGACGCCUAACGACCGAGAAGCCCGAUGAGACUGAGGAAGUAUGGGUUCAUCCAGUUGAUCCUGAUGAAGGUACGGAACUUCUAGUGCGUGCAGUAAAAGUAUAUUUUAAACUGUCAGGCGACAAGGAACCUGGUGUAAAAAGCAGCGGAGAUGCGAUGUGGCCUCGUCCGCUGCUACCAGGUGAGAUGCUCCAGUUCAUCUUCAAUGUGUGGGUGGAUAAGCUGGUCUACGCGGCCGUCCGGUGCAGCAGGGAGGCCCAUGCCCAGCAGCUCACAGCCGGUGGCGAACUCACAACCGUGCUCUGGAUGCUUGUCCAACAUGCUGGCCCGUUUUGCAUCGGAGAAGCAGAGAAAGCCUACAUCAUCGGGCCUGUGCAGCCUGGUAAGAAGAAGGAGGCUGAGGAGAAGAAGAAGAAGAAGGACGAGGAGGAGAAGAAGAAGAAGGAUAAGGCGGAACCUCGGCCUCCGCCGAUGGCUCCACCUCCGCCGAUGGCUCCAUCUCUACCUCAGCCUUGGCCUACUCCUCCGCCUCCGUGCUGCCCGGUGUGCCCUCCGUUCCACCACCCAUCAUACCCACCCGUGUGCACUCCAUACUACAACCCAUCAUGGCCCCCCAUGUGCCCUUGGUACCCUCAGUGUCCCCCACAACAUGAGAGACCAGGAGACGAACCUGAGGAAGCCAGAGAAGAUGAACACCAAGAUUCUUCUUCUUCUGACGAGGAGUCCGAUGAAUAAUUUGUUGCAUUAUUGUAAUGUAAUCGUAUUGUAUUAAUACCUGCUCUUGAACGAGAGUCCAAACUACGUAUAAUAUUCUAUAUGGCGUGGCACUAGAAGAAUGGCCGGCCUCUUAUAUUUUUUUUUUACAGAAUAAAGUUGUACCGAAUGAUGAGGUUCGGAUAAAUAAAGCUAGGA